Molecule: messenger RNA, 1376 nt
Organism: Theobroma umbraticum
Lineage: Eukaryota; Viridiplantae; Streptophyta; Magnoliopsida; Malvales; Malvaceae
Gene: CRF6
Product: cytokinin response factor 6
Biological process (GO): regulation of DNA-templated transcription
Molecular function (GO): DNA-binding transcription factor activity; DNA binding
Source: RefSeq, a predicted model, not a curated record
CAACUGAAACUCUCCUGUUUCUCUCCUCAUUCUCUCUAGUCUCUCGCCCUUUACUUUCCAGCAAGGUUUUUCUUUGAAAAAAUCGUUUCUUUACAGAUUAUUCUCUCUUUUAAAGAAAAAAAAAAUCCCAUCUUUGAUGUAAAAUAUUGGAAAAUGAAUCCCGCGAGUUCGGUCCGAGUGAAAUACACAGAGCAAAGAAGAGUUACCAACAAGUUAGUGAAGCCGUCGAGCAAGUGGUUUUCCAUGGAGUCCAGUGCCAAAGCCCCUAGAAUUGUCAGAAUUUCUGUCACCGAUGGCGAUGCAACGGAUUCUUCUAGCGACGAGAGCGAACAUGAGAGAAAUCAUAGAGUGAAAAGGCAUGUAAACGAAAUCAGGAUCGAAGAUUGUUCCACAUUCAAUUUCUCCAAGUCAGCAAACAAGCAAAACAAGCAAACAAAUAGUAAGUGCAAUCCUGUUAAUAUCAGAUCAAAGAAGCAGCAACACCAAUGUUUGUCUACCGGGGUAAAGUACCGUGGGGUUCGGCAAAGGCCGUGGGGAAGAUGGGCGGCUGAGAUCAGGGAUCCUACGAGUCGAACCAGGGUCUGGCUUGGGACUUAUGACACUGGAGAAGCUGCCUUGGUUUAUGACAGAGCAGCGAUUCGAAUCAAAGGCCCUGACGCUCUCACAAACUUUGUAAAGCCUCCUGUGAGACCUUCCUCACCGGAGAUUGAACUUGAAACGAUUUCCGGGUAUGAUUCUGGCCAAGAAUCGCUGUCGCUCUGUUCACCUACUUCUGUUCUCAGAUUUCAGUCCAAUGAGGAAACCGAACUUCAAAUCGAGUCCAAAGAUGACUCUUUCGAGCUUACCGAAAGUGAGCGGAGACCUGUUCAGGAACGCCCGGAAGAACCAACUAACUUAUCAGAUGAGUAUUUGUCAACAGAUCCGGGGGCUUUAUGUGAUUAUUUUGAUUAUGAUAACAUUGGGCCAAUAUUUUUCGAUGAGAUGAGGUUACCAGAAGAGAGAAAUUUGGAACAAGAUUAUGCUGAUAUUUCUGUUAAAUUAGAUGUCGAUUUUGGGUCUUGUACGUGGGAUGUCGAUAAUUACUAUUAAGAUCAAUGUAGUUUGCCCUGAAAAAACAUUACCAUGGAGUUGCAGCCCUGGAAAUGUUCAGAUGGUGCCCCUUUUUUGCUGGUAAAUACUUUUGUCAAGCGGUAAUUUGUGUGAAUGUGAUGGUAAAUUCCGAGUGGAAUUUUGGGUACAUUUCCCGCAGUCUUUUACUUCCUUUCUACCACUUUCUAGGUCUGUUUCUCUACUACUACCACAGUGUGUAAAAGAAAUGCCAAGUAAAUAUGUAAAUUCUUGCUUCUUCCAAGGGUUCUUUUUCGUGUAUGUGUUCC